Messenger RNA from Linum tenue, 981 nucleotides. Lineage: Eukaryota; Viridiplantae; Streptophyta; Magnoliopsida; Malpighiales; Linaceae. The record is from the annotation of a GenBank genome assembly.
CUUCUCUCUCGGUUCUUUCCCCUUCCCUUCCCCCAACAGGCGCUCAUCUUCAUCGCGUUCUCCCUCUCUCCCCACCGAAAAUCUCCCUCGCCGCGACUACCCCUUCACGCCGACGCAUCUUUCCUCGCUAGGCUUUAACUAGGGCGAGGCUUUGACUAGGGAAGCAAAGAAAGCACUGGGGCGAAAUGAAUCUAAGGAUGCAGCUUUGAUUCUUACUCGACGACGACGCUCGCGUUUCUUCCAUCAUCGACUGGGUUUGAGAGUUGCCGGAGCCGGAAAGGGUUUCAGAGAAAGGGGGAUUUGGACGGUGAUUUGGGGGUGGUGGAUCUUCAAGGUAGUGACGGAUUUGGGAGUUGCAAUUUGGGCGGCGACGGAUUUGGGUGCGGCUGUAACCUCCGCCGCUUGGCAUCGCCGUCGUUUGUAGCACUACCCAGAUCGAGAUCCACAAAAUAAAUUGAGCAUGGGCCAAUUUGCUUCAUUCUCAUUUAAUUGGGAAAAAAAGAGGACAUGUGUGAUGGCAGAUGCGAGCCCCAACGGUGGAAGAGGAGGUGGAGAUGGGGUUUUUAGUGGAGUUGAAUCGGGGGGACUAGGGUGGUGGAGAGGAAGCAGCAGCCACUGCCGUUCCAUAAAUCGGGCGGCGAUCACUAGGAAGAAUACGAAUCGAUUGGGAGAAAGCGUUGACUACUCUCACAGGAAGCGACAGAUUGAUUUGAGGACGAAGAUGAAGGUUCUCGGCGGGUUUUUUGGAUUUUUGGGUUUUGGUUUAUGGAUUUCUGGAUUGCUAUUGAAGAGACGAAGAUCACCUGCUACUCCGUCUCCUCCGACAUCAUCAAUUUCUUUCACUGGCUGUUAAACGAGUUUCGUCCUAAUACAGUGCCGGCGGCAGGUGAGUUGUGAGAGAUUUAGAUGGAAUUGGGGAUGGCGGAGGUUGCGAUGAAAUUGGGAAUCUUCUUUUCUUUUGCGCAGUGACGAGUUUGUGAG